Glycine soja is the source of this 1455-nucleotide messenger RNA. Its product is annotated as zinc finger protein ZOP1-like. Gene Ontology annotation, cellular component: nucleus; precatalytic spliceosome. NCBI's taxonomy places the organism in Eukaryota, Viridiplantae, Streptophyta, Magnoliopsida, Fabales, Fabaceae. Gene Ontology annotation, molecular function: RNA binding; zinc ion binding. Gene Ontology annotation, biological process: mRNA splicing, via spliceosome. The transcript is spliced from 5 exons. The coding region runs from base 340 to 1080 and encodes 246 amino acids. The record is from RefSeq and is a predicted model, not a curated record.
GAGACAGAAGGGUCUUUUCAGACAGAGGUAGGGACCGAUAGCAAAAGCGGUGGGACCAAUUGUAACUCCCGGUGGGUUUCGUUUUUAUUCAUAUAUUUGGACAAAAAAAAAAAAAAACUGCCUCUCUCUUUCUGUCUCUCAUCUAAGAGAAGUCUCUGCUGACAUUGUUUUGUUCCCGAAAUCUUUGCUCUGCUUUUUGGAGGGUUUUGAAAACAUUUGAAGAAUUUAUUUGGGCUCACUUCACAGCAAUAACACAAUCCCGCCCUCAGCCUCUCUUGUUCUCAGCUUCAAUUCGUUUUCAAUUCUUGCCGCAUCGAUUCCCAACCCUAAUCUUCUACCAUGACUGAGUACUGGGUCAGCCAGGGCAACAAAUGGUGCGACUUUUGCAAAAUUUAUAUAUCAAACAACCCUGGAAGCAUCAGGAAUCAUGAGCUUGGCCAACGCCACAAAGAUAAUGUUUCCAAGAGGCUAGCUGCUAUGAGAAAAGAUAAUAUUGCUAAGGAGAAAGAACAGAAAGAAACAGCUCGUGCCAUUGAGCAAAUUGAAGCAAAAGCGCAGCGUAGCUAUCAAAAGGAUAAAGCAAAGUUUGAGGAGACCAGAGAAUCACAUGAAUUGGAUGACCAAGAAUGGGAGUUUGACAGCAGUUCAGGCUAUUACUACCAUAAAACAAAUGGAUUUUACUAUGACCAAAAGUCAGGAUUUUACUAUUCUGAUACUAUGGGCAAGUGGGUGACACAGGAAGAAGCAUAUGCCUCCCCUCACUUUACGUCUAAUGCCAGGCACAAUGGACCAACUGUGAAGAAAUCCUUGUCAACAUCACAGUCCAAAUCAGAUGGAAACCAAGCAAAUAAGUUUAAUAAUAGAUCUUCACCAGGGCCAGUUGUAACAACUUUGAAUCCCAAAAGAAAUGUGAAAGCUGCUCCUUCAUCUCUUGCAGUUGGAAAGAGAAAGAGACCUGGUGAAAAAUCCAAGGUUAUCUCUGAUGAAGAAAAAGCAGCUCUCAAGGCAAGAGAGGCUGCAAGGAAAAGGGUACAGGAGAGGGAGAAACCCUUGCUCGGCCUUUACAACAAGCCUUACUAACUGUACAAAAUUUACUUUAGCAGCCUUGUCUUCCCCCAGAAAUAUGAGGUUGUGCUUCUUUUUUGCCUGAUUCCUUUAGGCUGCCAUUAAGGUGGGUGUCCUAAGUCCCCAAGUGUUUUCCAUGUGACUCUACCUUGUACAAUGUAACUGCUCCUUUUUUUUUUUUGUUUUGUUUUUGCAAUACAUGAAUGCUAAUUUUCAGCUUUGUUUGUAUGAGAGGAGAAAAAAAAAAGGUUUAGAAGUCUUCGUUAGGCCGAUGAAAGCAAGUUAAAUCUCCGUUGCAGAAGCUUUUGUAAAACACAUCCAAAUAAGUUAAUCCUUAUCCUUAUGUGGAUACUAAAGCAAUGCACAUUUAACGUUCUUUAGUGUGUUAAA